UCCGUCUCGUCAUCCUCCGAUCGCCUCUUAAACUUUGGUGAAUUGAAUGAUUUAUAUGGAAUUCGAUUGAAAACCAAAUAUAUAAUUAUAUAUACGCAUAGAUUCAGAGCGAGUGAAAGAGAUUAGAAAGACGCAAUAAUCAAGCCCUAGCUUCUGAUCAGAUCUGUGUUGGUUCAUCAAUGGAGGCCUCCCAGGGAGGAUCGGAGAGAGAGAAGUCGAAUUCGUCGUCUUCUGCGCCUGUCUCCGUCAUCGCCAAUUUCUGGAAAGAGUUUGAUUUGGAGAAGGAAAGGACUGUGUUGGAUGAACAAGGACUUAGGAUUGCUGAAAAUCAGGAGAACAGCCAGAAGAAUCGGCGGAAACUUGCAGAGAGUACUAGAGAUUUCAAGAAGGCUGCUGUGGAAGAUAAGUUAAGUUUGUUCAACUCUUUACUGAAAGGCUACCAGGAAGAGGUUGAUAAUCUUACCAAGAGAGCUAAGUUCGGAGAAAAUGCAUUCCUUAACAUUUACCAGAAGCUUUAUGAGGCUCCAGAUCCUUAUCCUGUACUUGCUUCAAUUGCUGAAAAAGAUUUGAAAUUGUCCGAAUUAGAGUCUGAAAAUCGGAAAAUGAAGGUUGAACUUGAGGAAUUCAGGACAGAAGCAACUCAUCUGAAAAAUCAACAAGCCACGAUAAGAAGACUUGAAGAGCGCACCCGCCAAUUAGAACAACAGAUGGAGGAAAAGGUGAAGGAAAUUGUGGAGAUAAAGCAACGCAAUUUGGCAGAAGAGAACCAGAAAACAAUGGAGGUCUUAAAAGAAAGGGAGCAGCUGUUGCAGGAACAAUUACGGCAAGCAAAAGAAAGUGUUUCCACCAUGCAACAAUUACAUGAACUUGCACAGAACCAAUUAUUUGAACUUCGUGCUCAAUCAGAUGAAGAGAGAGCAGGAAAACAGUCGGAGGUCAGUCUUUUAAUGGAUGAAGUUGAACGAGCUCAAACUCGCCUUUUGAGUCUUGAGAGGGAGAAGGGAAUUCUUCGUUCCCAGUUACAAUCAGCAAAUGAUGUUAAAGGAAAUAAGCAAAGCGACAAUUUUGAUUCAAACACCAUCCUUGAGAAUUCUUUGAGUGCAAAGGAGAAGAUAAUCUCUGAACUGCAUGUGGAGCUUCACAAUCUUGAAACUACCUUAUCGAAUGAGCGGGAACAGCAUGUAAAUGAAAUCAAGAAAUUGAGUGCAUCACUCAAGGAAAAGGAAGCUGCUCUUGAAGAGAUUUGGAAAGAGCUUCAGGCAAGGCCUACAGCAAAGUUAGUUGAUGAUUUGCGGAAAAAGGUCAAAAUUCUACAGGCAGUUGGUUAUAAUUCAAUCGAGGCUGAAGAUUGGGAAGUAGCCACUAGUGGGGAGGAGAUGAGCAAGCUUGAGUCUCUUCUUCUUGAUAAAAACCGGAAAAUGGAACAUGAACUAACACAGUUGAAGGUCAAGCUUUCUGAAAAAACAUCUUUGCUGGAAGAAGCUGAAGGCAAGAUAGCAGAGCUUACAGCAAAGGUUACUGAACAACAAAAAUUGAUACAGAAACUAGAAGAUGAUAUACUGAAGGGUUAUGGUUCUAAAGAUCGGAGAGGCACUCUGUUUGAUGAUUGGGAUCUUUCAGAGUCUGGGGCAACAGAACCUUCUGAAAAUGCGGAUCAUAGACAAGCUUCCUCAGAUCAAGAUCAAAGCUCAAUGCUUAAGGUGAUCUGCAACCAGCGUGAUCGGUUUAGGGCACGGUUGCGAGAGACAGAGGAGGAAAUAAGGCAGUUGAAGGAGAAGAUAGGAGUAUUGACUGUGGAACUGGAAAAAACAAAGGCUGAUAAUGUCAAACUUUAUGGGAAGAUCCGUUAUGUUCAAGACUACAAUCUUGAAAAAGUAGUUUCUAGAGGAUCAAAGAAGCCUGCAGAAGACAUAGAAAGUGGCUUCAGCUCAGAUGUGGAAUCCAAAUAUAAGAAGAUAUACGAGGAUGAUAUAAAUCCUUUUGCAGCGUUUUCAAAAAAGGAAAGGGAUCAGAGGUACAAGGAGUUGGGCUUAAGGGAUAAAAUUACUCUUAGCAGUGGUCGUUUUCUUCUUGGCAACAAAUAUGCUCGAACUUUUGCCUUCUUCUACACCAUUGGGUUGCAUAUUCUUGUCUUCACAUGUCUGUACAGGAUGUCUGCCCUAAGCCAUCUCAGUAACGGCCAGGAUUCGGUCAUUGCGGACAACAACCUUAGCAACCUCCCGGGUGCUCUUUGAGCCUUCAUAUCAUUCUUGAGUUUUGGCUUCCUGAUUGAUUACUAGAGAUGGAAAGACAGAUCAAAAUAUCGAUGCAAGUUCUUUGUGUUGUAUAUAUAGAUUAUAGAGGUAUCAUGUUGAUUUUUCCCCCUCACAAUCGGUGAAUUCCAAAAGGACUUUGCUUUUUGUCAAAUAUAUGUUGGUGCAUUUUUAACGUAUUUUUGUGACAUCUUACAUAAGUUGGAAAUGGAAUACUUCACGAGUAUAUAAGAUUUUGGGAGUUUAUAACAAAAUGGUGU
Molecule: messenger RNA, 2512 nt
Organism: Diospyros lotus (date-plum)
Lineage: Eukaryota; Viridiplantae; Streptophyta; Magnoliopsida; Ericales; Ebenaceae
Product: protein CASP
Exons: 19
Coding region: 180-2234 (684 amino acids)
Biological process (GO): intra-Golgi vesicle-mediated transport
Cellular component (GO): Golgi membrane
Source: RefSeq, a predicted model, not a curated record